AGAUGUCAUUAGCAUAUUUCUGACUAUAUCAGAAGCUUGCGCAAAGACGCGCCACUACUGCUGCAGCGCACUGACCAAGACACCACCCAGCCAUCAGCCAACACUUCGACUACCUGCAACAAUGAGUGACAAGCCCGACAUUUCAGAAGUGAGCACCUUCGACAAGUCCAAGUUGAAGAAGACAGAGACCCAAGAGAAGAAUCCCCUACCUACACAAGAAGCCAUCGAACAGGAGAAGGCCGACAAUGCGUGAAGCCCCUCCCUCCCGUCAUGCACUGUACACCCCCUCUUCCUCGUCCCGCAUUGCCUUGUUUUCAGAAACUUCUCCUAGAUGUAUAACUUUGUAACCGAAAGUAUGAAACGACGACAAUAACCGAGCUGCAGCUUUCGCCGUGUGGCGGCCGGGCCUCGUCCCCCCAACCCCUCAAUGGAUUCCAACCGUGAACCGCCUUCACGCGGGUCUUCCUAAAGGAUGGGGCGGAUUUGUGCGAGGCCGAGGAGGGGGGGGGGGGGGGGGACCCGCGGAAGGUGUGUGCGUCAAAACGGUCUCAGCAAGGGGGCGGGGCCCGCGUCCCGGGAAGCUCGCCGGCGCCUCACACUCACGCCACCACCAACACCCAACUUCCUGCGCGGCUGCUUCUGCGCCCCGAGCUGAGGUGUCAAGCUUCUUCUUUUUUUAAAAAGUUGUUGGUAUUGUUUCUUUCGUCUUCUAAUUUUCGGAAAUGCACAACUUUUGUUUGUACGCUGGCCAAAAUGUAAAUGCCCCCCCCCCCCCCCCCCAAAAAAAGAAUUGAUACUGUUGUCUUUCACGGUGUGUUUUUUUUUGUUUGUACGUUCACGAGGAUAAAAAUGGAUUCCAUCUAGAUGUGGGAGGCGCUCAAAUGGGACCUCGUUAACGGUUUCAUUUUAACGGCCUUCCGGUCAGUUUCACGAUGGCUUCCGUGUUGCAAUCCGUCUCUGAAUUGUCUCAAAGGAGGAACUGGGAAAGCAAAAAUUAUUCCAGGCAAUUGAUUCCAUUUGUUCGCUUUCAUGUUACUCCGCCACAAACCAUUACCAGAACAUGGAAAACCGUGAAAUGUUGUAAUAAAAAGAAUUUGUUACUAAA
Molecule: messenger RNA, 1105 nt
Organism: Pseudoliparis swirei
Lineage: Eukaryota; Metazoa; Chordata; Actinopteri; Perciformes; Liparidae
Product: thymosin beta-12-like
Exons: 3
Coding region: 122-253 (43 amino acids)
Biological process (GO): actin filament organization; regulation of cell migration
Cellular component (GO): cytoplasm
Molecular function (GO): actin monomer binding
Source: RefSeq, a predicted model, not a curated record